Messenger RNA from Eurypyga helias (sunbittern), 3150 nucleotides. It is a transcript of the gene SEC24D, whose product is annotated as SEC24 family member D. The coding region runs from base 46 to 3150 and encodes 1034 amino acids. Gene Ontology annotation, molecular function: zinc ion binding; SNARE binding. NCBI's taxonomy places the organism in Eukaryota, Metazoa, Chordata, Aves, Eurypygiformes, Eurypygidae. Gene Ontology annotation, cellular component: endoplasmic reticulum exit site; COPII vesicle coat. Gene Ontology annotation, biological process: intracellular protein transport; COPII-coated vesicle cargo loading; endoplasmic reticulum to Golgi vesicle-mediated transport. The record is from RefSeq and is a predicted model, not a curated record. The transcript has 22 exons.
GAUUCGUAAGGAGGACCUGAUUCUUGGAAUGAGAAUAUUGCCAUCAUGAGUCAACAAGGCUAUGUUGCAGCUCCUCCAUAUUCCCAAUCCCAGCCAGGAAUAGGAGGCUUUUCUUCAGGUUUUGGAGCACCUAAUUCUCCACUUCAUUAUGGGCAUUAUGGGGAUCCCAACUCCUCGUACUCAGCACCUCAACCAGGUAUGUCAAAAUCAACAGUGCCUUUUGGAUCUUCAGCUCCUGUUGGGCCUCCACCACCUGGUACACAUCAGUUCAGCCAGACCAGCUUCCAAAAUGGGCCCAGUACACCAGGGCAGCAGCCACACAGGUUUCAAGGCCCUCCACCUCCAGGACCUUCCUAUCCUCCCUACAGUCAGCAGUCACAACCAGCCUACCCAAAUACUGCAUCCACUUCACCUACAGCACAACUUGCUAACCAGCUCAACAGCAUGCAGAUAAAUAGCUAUGGUCCUGGCACUACUCUGAGCUCUCACAUGUCUUCUGGGCAUCCGGCAUCUCUUCAGAGUCCACAGCUGCCACCACCAACCCAGCAGCAAGUCGCUUUACCACCUGGAUCACAGGUUCCUCCACCAGCAAAUAAUGUUAAUAGCCUUAGUGCUCAAUCAUCGCUGCCUCCCAUGGCCAGACAAGAUGGAAUCCCUGGACCUGUUCCCCCAAAUCCUAACUUGCAGCAGCUUUCAGGACAGCCUCCAGGGCCUGGAUAUCAUCCCCAGCAAGCAAACUAUGGUCCUCAGAUGCCAGGAUCUCAACUGUCUUAUCCUGGUGCUUUUCCUGGAGGCCCGGCACAGCUCGCAGGCCCGCAGCAGAAGAAACUUGAUCCUGACUCUAUUCCAAGCCCAAUUCAAGUAAUUGAAAACGAUAAGACUUCUAGGGGAGGGCAGAUCUACGCUACAAACACAAGAGGACAGGUUCCUCCACUUGUCACCACAGACUGCGUAAUCCAAGACCAAGGCCACGCCAGCCCUCGUUACAUUCGAUGUACUACCUACUGCUUCCCGUCGUCUUCAGAUAUGGCCAAACAGGCUCGCAUUCCACUGGCAGCUGUCAUCCAGCCUUUCACUACUGUUCCACCAAAUGAGACGCCUCUUUAUGUUGUAAACCAUGGUGAGACUGGACCAAUCCGAUGCAACCGCUGCAAAGCUUAUAUGUGUCCCUUCAUGCAGUUUAUUGAAGGUGGGAGAAGAUACCAGUGUGGAUUUUGCAGUUGUAUAAAUGAUGUCCCCCCAUUCUUCUUUCAACACCUGGACCACAUUGGCCGACGGGUAGACCACUAUGAGAGGCCCGAGCUGUCUCUGGGAUCUUACGAAUACGUUGCUACCUUGGAUUAUUGCCGAAACAACAAGCCUCCAAAGCCACCAGCUUAUAUCUUCAUGAUUGAUGUAUCAUACAGAAACGUCAACAGUGGCCUGGUUAAACUCAUAUGUGAUGAACUGAAGACUCUGCUAGAUAAGCUUCCAAGAGAAGAGCAAGAAGAAUCCUCAGCGAUUCGAGUUGGUUUUGUCACCUAUAACAAGGUCCUCCACUUCUUUAAUGUAAAAAGCAGCUUAGCUCAGCCUCAGAUGAUGGUGGUCUCAGAUGUCGGAGAAGUUUUUGUUCCUUUGCUGGAUGGUUUCCUUGUCAACUUCCAGGAAUCACGAUCUGUUGUUAUCAACUUGUUGGACCAGAUUCCAGAGAUGUUUGCGGACACUAACGAGAGUGAGACCAUCUUCGCUCCUGUUAUCCAAGCUGGCAUGGAGGCCCUAAAGGCUGCAGAAUGUGCGGGAAAAUUGUUUAUCUUCCAUUCUUCACUGCCAACUGCGGAAGCACCAGGGAAGCUGAGAAACAGAGAUGACAAAAAACUGCUCAAUACGGAUAAAGAAAAGGUAUUUUCUACUCUGAACGCUACUUACGAGGCCUUGGCCAGGGACUGUGUGGCUAACGGCUGCUGCGUCAAUUUGUUCCUCUUCCCAAAUCAGCACGUGGACGUGGCCUCCAUGGGUCUCGUCACAAUGUACACUGGGGGAACGCUCUACAAGUACAACAACUUCCAGCUGGAUGCGGACAGCCCGCAGUUCCUCAGUGACCUCAGGAAGGAUGUGGAAAAAAAGACCGGAUUUGAUGCAAUAAUGAGGGUUCGGACAAGUACAGGCUUCAGGGCUACGGACUUUUUCGGUGCUAUUUACAUGAACAACACCACAGACGUAGAGAUGGCAGCAGUUGACUGUGACAAGGCGGUGACAGUGGAGUUCAAACAUGAUGACAAACUGAAUGAGGACACUGGAGCCUUAAUUCAGUGUGCUGUCCUUUACACGUCAGUAAGCGGGCACAGGCGGCUUCGCAUACACAACAUAGGUUUAAACUGCAGCUCCCAGUUGGCCGAUGUCUACAAGACUUGUGAGACUGAUGCGCUUAUCAACUUCUUUGCCAAGUCAGCUUUUAAAGCCAUUCUAAGCCAGCCACUGAAGACGGUCCGCGAGAUCCUGGUGAACCAGACAGCUCACAUGCUGGCGUGUUACAGGAAGAACUGCGCCAGCCCGUCAGCAGCAAGCCAGCUCAUCCUCCCGGACGCGAUGAAGGUGCUGCCGGUGUACAUGAACUGCCUGUUGAAGAGCUGCGUGCUCACUGGCAGACCAGAAAUCCCAACGGAUGAGAGAGCUUACCACAGACAGCUGGUCAUGGCCAUGGGGGUCGCUGACACCCAGCUCUUGUUCUAUCCCCAGCUGCUGCCCAUUCACAGCCUGGACCUGAAGAGCGACACUGUCCCAGCUGCCGUCCGCUGCUCUGAGGACCGUCUCGCAGAAGGAGGGGCCUUCCUUCUGGCCAACGGCCUGAGCAUGUUCCUGUGGCUGGGAGUCAGCACACCCCCCGAACUCAUCCAGGGCCUCUUCAACGUGCCGUCCUUCGCACACAUCAGCACGGAGGCUACAUCACUGCCUGACCUGGACAAUCCCUUGUCUAAGAAACUGAAGUCAAUCCUGGAGCGCAUCCAGAGCCAGAAGCCCUACGCCAUGAAGCUGAUGAUAGUGAAACAGCGGGAGCAGCCAGAGAUGUUUUUCCGACAGUUCCUAGUAGAAGACAAGGGUAUUUAUGGAGGAGCAUCUUACGUGGAUUUCUUAUGCUGUGUUCACAAGGAGAUCUGCCAGCUGCUCAGUUAA